Messenger RNA from Hypanus sabinus (Atlantic stingray), 2797 nucleotides. Its product is annotated as prostaglandin E2 receptor EP4 subtype-like. The transcript has 2 exons. The coding region runs from base 1007 to 2287 and encodes 426 amino acids. The record is from RefSeq and is a predicted model, not a curated record. Gene Ontology annotation, biological process: inflammatory response; cellular response to prostaglandin E stimulus; adenylate cyclase-activating G protein-coupled receptor signaling pathway. NCBI's taxonomy places the organism in Eukaryota, Metazoa, Chordata, Chondrichthyes, Myliobatiformes, Dasyatidae. Gene Ontology annotation, molecular function: prostaglandin E receptor activity. Gene Ontology annotation, cellular component: plasma membrane.
GGAGUGUGUGUUGGGACAGUGUAGAGGGAGUUUCAUUCUGUGUCUGACACCGGGAGUGUGUGAUGGGACAGUGUAGAGGGAGUUUCAUUCUGUGUCUGACACCGGGAGUGUGUGUUGGGACGGUGCAGAAGGAUCUUCACUCUCUUCCUGAUCUGUAUUUGACCUGUUAGGACGGUGUUUAUCAAGUAAAUAGUUGUGAGCUGAAACGAAAUCGGGGCCUGGGACAGCGGUCUGGAACAUGGGAGCGGAGUUUGGGAAAGCAGGCGUGGCCUAUGUUUUGUGGGCGGAGUCUGGUUGAGUGGGCGGAUCCUGUGACAUGGGGGCGGGGUCUAGGAGAGCCCCAGAGUGAGCGGGGCGGGACUCCAGUUCACUGUUGGUCUUGAAGUCUCAGCAGAGGCUCAGUCCCCGUGGCCCGGCAAGCAGAACGGAAGCAGCGUGGUACAGGGCGAUCCCGAACAGACGGAGGGGGAUCCCGCAACCGGUUACAAGAGAGAUCGAGUACGCCGGGACAGUGGAAGAUCUCAUACUCAGCACAGGCAGAUCCCAGCGCCCAGAGACGGGGAGACACCACAGCCCAGGCACAGGAGUCCCGGAGGAGAGCUGCCGAAGGUAGACUCGGAGCGCUGGUUUCGAGGGAGGUCGCGACAUGCUGAUCGCCCAGCGGAGGAAGGAGUAGCAGGCUUGAAGAGAGAGCUUUCCCCCUCUCCCACCCCAGCACCAGACCCUUCGCUCCCACCCCAUAUUCCGUCCCGUCGUAUCCCAAACCCCGGACUCUCCCUCCCCUCCCACUUCGGGACUCUCCUCUCCCACUCGGAGUCCCCCCACCCCAGGCACUCCGGGACUACUCCCCACCACCGCCCCAGGACCUCCUCCCACUCUCCCUUCCCCUCACUCCAGGAGACCCCUCUCCCCUCCGAGAACUCCCGUCUCAACCGGGACCCCGCUCCCGUUCCCUCUCCCAGCCCGGGCGGCCCCUCGAUGCUCCGCCGCCCCGCACCUUUCCGGCAUGAGAUCCCUCCAAAACGACAGCAGAGGCAACAUCAGUUUGCAGACGGACUCGUCAGGGAAGGGCGCCUUCCCGCUCAUCCCCACCCUCAUGUUCGUCUCUGGCGUGGUGGGCAACCUGGUAGCGAUCGUCGUGCUUUCGAGGAGCCGCCGCGAGCAGCGGGGAACCACCUUCUACACACUGGUGUGCGGGCUGGCCGUCACCGACCUGCUGGGCACCUGCCUGGCCAGUCCCAUCACCAUCGCCACCUACCUGCGCGGGGAAUGGCCAGGGGACGACGCUCUGUGUGAAUAUGCCUCCUUCGUCCUGCUCUUCUUUGGCACGGCCGGCCUCAGCAUCAUCUGCGCCAUGUCUUUGGAGCGUUACUUCGCCAUCAACCACGCUUACCUGUACAGUCAGCACAUGGACAAGCGGCUGGCCGCCCUCACCCUCUGCACCAUCUACGCGGCCAACACGCUCUUCUGCGCGCUGCCGUCCUGCGGCCUCGGACACACCGUGCAUCAGUUCCCACAAACCUGGUGCUUUAUCGACUGGCGAACCAACCACAGCCGGCACGCCGUCUACUCCUACAUGUACGCCGGCUUUAACUCCUUCCUCAUCCUGGUCACGGUUGUCUGUAACGUACUGGUGUGCGGCGCGCUCAUCCGGAUGCACCGACAGUUCGUGCGCCGCACCUCGCUGGGCGCCGGCGCCGGCCCGCGGCCCUCCCUCACCCGGCGGCAGGGCAGCUUCAGGCGUCUGGCCGGCGCCGAAAUCCAGAUGGUCAUCUUGCUGAUCGCCACCUCCGCCGUGGUGCUCAUCUGCUCCAGCCCGCUGGUGGUGCGGGUGUUCAUCAACCAGCUCUACCGGCCGCCAGUGGUGCAGGACCUAGAACUGAACCCAGACCUUUGGGCUAUCCGCAUCGCCUCCAUCAACCCAAUCCUGGACCCCUGGAUCUACAUCCUCCUGCGCAAGGCCGUGCUCAAUAAGCUGGCACAGAGGCUCAAGUGCCUGUUCUGCUGGUUGGGGGGGCGGCAUUCCCCCGGGAGGGUCCACUUCCGCCACUUCUCCUCCCGUCAGGCGUCCAUCCAGCUCUUUAAGGAACCGGGCAAUGGCCACACCACACAUACCCUGCUACCGCUGAUGGAGAUUGCGGGUGGCACUGGGGAGGGGCAAACCCUGCCCAGGACACACCAUGCCCCGGUAAACCAUUCAGACAAGGAACCCCUGGGGGGAGGUGGCCCUCUGAGGGUGAUCUUCACUGCUCAGCAGGCAGGACAGUUGGCGGAGAGGUGCAUUUAACACAGACUGGAGGGAGAGUGUCUGUAUCUAGGGGUCUGAGUGAUAAAAGUGUGGGCAGAAAUGUGCCUGUGGACAGUAGCAGGGAUUAUGCCCCCUGGGGAAGGCGCAAAGAGAGGAGCAGAGAGCUGGCAUUGUUGGGGGUUUUCUGUCCCCUCCCAUCUCCCUUUGCCCACCCUCUCUAACUUACUCCCCCCUCUUCCUUCCUCCCUUCCUCAUUUCCCUUUACUCUCCCCACCCACCACCGCGCGUGGCAGGCAGCCCGAGGUAAAUGCUCUCUUGGUUGUGAGAGGGUCUGGCCGGAGUAGUCUGGAACACUGGAUGGAGGGUGUGGGGGGGUUUAUGCACCCCUGCCCAACCCCACGGUAGGGAGUUUACCUUUGAUGCUGUGGGGGUGGGGGUGAGAAGGCUCUUCUCUGUGAGAAGGAUAGAUUUGCGACGGUCACUGUGUUAACGCCGCUCAAAACUGUCACGUUGGUUCUUUGAAUCAUUAAAGGCAACCCAUAGAUUGAA